This is a messenger RNA of Saitoella complicata NRRL Y-17804, 2635 nucleotides long. RefSeq lists its product as uncharacterized. The record is from RefSeq and is a predicted model, not a curated record. Lineage: Eukaryota; Fungi; Ascomycota; Saitoellomycetes; Saitoellales; Saitoellaceae. The coding region runs from base 96 to 2531 and encodes 811 amino acids. Gene Ontology annotation, cellular component: endocytic vesicle; plasma membrane; cytoplasm. The transcript has 5 exons. Gene Ontology annotation, biological process: septin cytoskeleton organization.
AGCUACAUGUGACGUCGAUUCAACGCGGCUCGAGCCAAACACCAAAACACCAAAGAUCCAAUUGCAAUUAAACUCAAAUACGAAUACCCCUGAUCAUGUCCGGAGGAAACGCGUUGUACGCGGAUGCUUUCCUGACGAAUGUACCACCAACCUCUGCGACGGCAUUGUUGAGGGAUAGGUUACGGAAGGCGAGUGCUGUCAAUGAUGAAGUUGCCGAAUGGUUUCGAGAACGUGCGAUGAUCGAGGAGACGUAUGCGAAGAGCUUGUCGAAGCUCGCAGCCAAGCCGUUACCCAAUAUCGAUGCGCUAGGGGUCUUCGGUUCAGCAUGGGUACAAGUCGCCGGCGCAGCGGAGGGAAACGCGAAUGCUCACCAUAGACUCGCACGGAAGUUAGACGAGACAAUCGGACACCCAUUGAAAAACUACUCCGACCGCGAUCCGCAGUGGUCCGAGAUCAAGCGGAUUGAGCUAACGCUCACCGCAUGUCUCCGCGAUAUCGAAGCAGCUGAAUCCAGUCUCGCAAAGGCCUCUAAGAAGAAGAAGAGUAACGGAAAAGCAGCGGAUGCGCAAUCACAGAUGGUUCAGGCACGUCAGACGUGGGAAUCUACGGCGCCUAUGGCACUGGAGAAGUUCCAGGCCGUGGAUGGAGCUCGGUUGGCGAAUAUUCAGAAUUUGUUGGUGCAGUAUCAGACGCUUGAGGCGGAGGUCGCGCAGGAGACGAUGCGGUUAACAGAGAGCGUGACGAAUGUUGUACUCAGCAUUGAUGCGGAGGAUGAGAUCACGGCCUUUGCAGCUAAGCAAGGCUUCGGCUCCGGUGCUUCAGGCGCGAUGCCCAGACAAGGCGUUACCCGAGGCCAAAGCUUCGAUGAUGGAAGCAGUAUGCAUUCUACGGGCUCAUCGUCGAAAGGUGGUCUCAAGAGCAGGUUCGGCACGAUGUUGAGAGGAAAGAAGAGUCUGAAUUUCAGUGGAUCUACGUCGCCGAAGAAGCCUGCAACGCCUACUACACCGAGGCGGGAAUCGUACUUCCCUACAGAGCAGAGACCUAGUACGGGAUCUUCGCAGGGAUAUGCUAGGCCGCCAACAACUGGGACGCCCACAAUUGAGGAGGAGCGUGAGGGUGAGAGUACAUCGCCGCAAUUCACCGAGAAUGCGCCUGCACCUCCGCUCGUACCUGUUUCUGUGCCCGCUCCGGUUCAGACUUAUCAGGCACCUCCUAGCUUUCCUCAGGACGCCCCAAGGGCACUCGAGGAGCCUCUGCAGCCUCGUGUUGAUGCAGAGGGAUACUCCAUUGCGCCUCCAGCGCCUACUCUCAUCUCCGACACCAUUGCCGAAGAGGAAACAGACUCUAUCGCCGAGCUUCAACCCGCUAUCCAAGUCCAAAUCUCCCAGAAUGCGAUUCGCUCGGAAAACACAGGUGAAGAUACUGCGGCAUUGUCGAGGGUUACCUCUGCACUCCGAGCUCAGCCCACUGUUUCGAGACGCGGUGGUCGCGGCAGGAGGGAGGUCCGGAAUACAAUGUUCGUUCCUGGACCUUCGCUCAGUCCUGAUUUGACGGGUGGUUCUGUGACGGGUGGUGCCUUGCCUAGCCCCGGUAUCCAUGGCCGUUUGAUUUCCGAUGAUCAGCAAUCCAUUCGGUCCAGUAGAUCUGCGGGCAGCUCGGCGCCUGGCACGGCUGCGACUAGGCAUCCUGAAUUGACUGGUCCUGGACUCAAUGCCUCCAUCAUCGAGACAGUCAGUGCGAGGAUGCAGCAAGGUCAACCCACGAAUGUAAACGUUUUGGGUGAGAUCGCGCUGGCGUAUAGCGGCCAAGAACAGCGUGUCACCAUCAACCUUGAUCAGUUCCAGACAUUGGAGAAGGUUGCACCAAACCCGGCGUUCAUGAAGGAUAUAGCCGACAAGCCUGGAGAGUACCACGUCGCCCUCACACCAAUUCAAUCUCGGGCAACGAUUGCGUUGAAGUAUCAGGCUCAUGUUGAUGAGGCUAAUAUGUCUACGUUCUUGCCUAUUAUUGUUACUCCGAUGUGGAAACACAAGGAGGGACAGAGUUUAUUGAUUGUCACGUACCAAGUGAACCCUAUGUUCAAGCGUAUGGGCAACGCUGUCAAAGUCCAGGACUUGGUGUUCUUUGCGGGUGUUGAGGGUGUCCAGGCGAGUUCGUGUGAUUGUAAGCCGCCCAUUGCUGCGUUCAGUACGGAGCGUCAGUUGGCUGCCAUGAAGGUCGGUGAUGUCACGCUGGAGCAUGGUCAGGAGGAGAAGAUCCUGGUUAGGUUCGUCACCCAGGGUGUCGCGACGGCAAGUAAGCCUGUCGAGGCACGGUGGAAGAUGCAGGCCGAGGAAAGUGUCACGGGGCUUGGCGUGAAGCUCGUUGGAUCGCGGGCGAGCAGUGAGGAGGAUAGAGAUCCCUUUGCUGAUGAGGGGUCGGUUACGAUGAAGGGGAAUGUCGCGGCGGAACUUGUUGAUGUGCAGACUGUACGGAUGCUUCAAAGUGGGAAGGCUUGGCGUGAAGCUCGUUGGAUCGCGGGCGAGCAGUGAGGAGGAUAGAGAUCCCUUUGCUGAUGAGGGGUCGGUUACGAUGAAGGGGAAUGUCGCGGCGGAACUUGUUGAUGUGCAGACUGUACGGAUGCUUCAAAGUGGGA